AUGUUUUUCAAUAUUCAGACAAUAGUCAUUUUCCUCUUCUCUGUUCACUUUUUGUCCACUGGCAAUUGUUCAUUUAAUUUGUCAAAAAAGACGAAUUUUAUUGUUUAUUGGGGAGCAAACGUUAAUCAAGGGCAAUUAUUUGAUUAUUGUCAUAAUAACGUUUAUGACGCGAUUAUAUUAGCAUUUGCUAGUAGUAUCAACAGUGAUGGAAUUCUUGAAUUAACAAUUGAUAAAUGUAAUGGAUUCGGAGGACAAUCGUGUAUAAAAUUAGGUAAACAAAUACAAAACUGUCAAAAAAAUGGUAAAUUAAUUGUGUUAUCAAUUGGUGGUGCCAAUGGUAAUUAUACAAUAAAAUCUGCCAUUCAAGCUACACAGACAGCGAUACAUAUCUGGAAUCAAUAUUUGAAUGGAAAAUCGAACGAAGUACGUCCAUUUGGUCCAGAUGUAAUACUUGAUGGUAUUGAUUUAGAUAUUGAAAUGGGAGCUCCUAUAUACGAUAAAUUUUAUGUGACACUGGUAAAAAAAUUACGUUCAUUAAUGAAAAGCAAAAUAAAUUUAAUAAAUAAAUCUUUCAUAGGACGAAAUUAUUUGAUCAGUGGAGCACCACAAUGUUUUUUUCCAGAUGCAUGGCUUGGUCCAAACCCACAUACUGCGAUUACCAAUAGCGAUCUGGACUAUGUUUCUGUUCAGUUUUAUAAUAAUGGAUGCGGUAUACAAGCUUUCUUUGGAAUACAACAAUUUGGCGGCGGAACGUUUAAUUUUCAACAAUGGUCUGAAACAUUAAAACGAGUUCUUGUUAAUAAGAAGAUGAAACUGUUCUUAGGUAUUCCAGCAUCACUAGAUGCCGGUGGUGGCUAUCAGAAUGCAUCAAGAAUCAAGCAAAUUUAUCAGAAUAUAACCCACUUUAAUAAUCUUGCAGGUAUAAUGAUGUACGAUGCAGCAUAUGCUAUUCGCAACAACCAUUUUGGUCAACAGAUUCGUCGAUUUUUGUAA
Molecule: messenger RNA, 993 nt
Organism: Didymodactylos carnosus
Lineage: Eukaryota; Metazoa; Rotifera; Eurotatoria; Philodinida; Philodinidae
Source: the annotation of a GenBank genome assembly